Molecule: messenger RNA, 1681 nt
Organism: Exaiptasia diaphana
Lineage: Eukaryota; Metazoa; Cnidaria; Anthozoa; Actiniaria; Aiptasiidae
Exons: 2
Coding region: 509-1681 (390 amino acids)
Source: RefSeq, a predicted model, not a curated record
GUUUGGAGUGUUUGUUAUCAUCGUAUUUUAAUUGAUUAAGUGUUUUUAUAGUCCUUGCUUAGAACUUAUUGCAUUACAUUUCGCUUGUCAUAGACUCAACCAAUCAUAUACCUUGCCUAUUGUAUUAGAGAUAGCUUGUUAUAAGAUACCCGGGCGUCGCCCCGGCCUUAGUUUUGCGGCUUUCGGAGUUUAGUUGGAGUUAGAAGUCAUCGGAGUAAACACUAGUUCUUUGGAGUUCAUACAAGUUUAGCAGAAUAUUUCAAGUUUUCUGAACUAUUACACCGGAACAAACUUUUCACCGAAUUGUACGAAUUGUUUCAUUGUUUGUGAGAGAGGUCAGAGUGGAGCGGAGUUCUGAAUAAAACCCAUUCAAUGGACACAACGCCUACGAUUCUGGUUGGCACUUAGCGUCCCCUAGUACCUGCGACUCACCGGCGACGCGACAGUGAAAAGUUUGAGGUAAAACGUUUGGAAACUACUUGGAAGGUAAGAUUACCUUAGUUAUACAAUGAACGGAGAUACAUGGACACCGAGGGCCGCCAGGACCCGAACCAUGACUGAGAAGGGUAUAGAAAACGCCCUCGAAAGAAAACGGAGAGAGUUACGCAUCCAAAUGCACAAAUUAAGUCACUAUAUCCAGAAUAGCACUGAUACUGAAAUCCCACGUGCCGUCGAUAUUCAAUCAAUGGAGCAAACCGGAGCCKUACUGGGCGGAUUACUAUCKGAAUUCAAGGAGCUAAUCGAGCAAACAAAGGAGCCUCUACAAACCGAUGUAGAAUUGAUUGAUUUUCUAGAUAGAUUGCUACAUAAAUCUAGUGAUAUUGUUAAUCAAACAAAGAAUAGRAAAACCGACAAAUCGUCGGCUAUAAGUCGUCARUCUCGUAAAUCAGCAGCGUCCACGUCUAGCUCGGCYAAACUUCGCGCYAAAGCAUUGGCCGACGCAGCAGCCGCACGUACACACGCGGAAUUCGAACGCUUGAUCGCCAAGGAAGAAUACGAGCAAAAGCAACGCGAAGCYGAGCAGGAACGGCGCAAAUCUAGUGAUCGAGCMUUACACAAAAGGAACAUUGCUACGCUAACCGCAGACAGGAAAUUGGCAGUAGCAACCGCAAAACUUGACGCGAUAAACCAAAUCAUGAGAGAGGAGACUGGAGUUAUAGAUGAGGAAGAUUUUAACGAUAUAGAAGAUGAAUUAGAUCAGGAGAGAGAAAAAAGAACAGAGGAAUGGGUGAGAAAAAGUCAACAAGGAAGCAUAGGCGAYCACCGUGAGAGAAGCGUAGUGGGGGAGGGGUCCCCUAGUAAUCAACAUAACACGCAACCAACAUUGAAAACCGCAAGCCAUCGCGCACAUGCCGACAAGUCUAUUUUUGAUCAGUUCUCACCGCACGCCUUGCAUACUCUACGCCCCUUUGAGUCUACGCCCAUCCGAGAUGCCACGGGAACYAUYUUAGAGGCGUUGACAACAACCAACCAGAAAAUUGUCUCGGGGAUCGCAAAACAAAAUCUUCCUAAAUGUCACCCAGACACCUUCAACGGUGAUGCCACGCUUUUUCAUCCGUGGAAAAAGGCCUUUAAGGCAAUGUUAAGCGACAUAGACGUGACUCCCGAUCAGGAGAUUNGCCGUCAUAACAAACGUGUUGCUCGAGCGAUUGCAUUACGCAGCGAAUUUCGACGAGAAUGA